UGAAAGAGGGCAUUGCAGGUUGUGUUGAAUAUAUAGUUUUUAAAAUUUAUCACUUUUGUGCGUUUAUCUUCCUUAUUACCUAAGACUGAACAUUAAACGCUAUUGCGGACAACUCUGAUUGUAUAUCACUUCAUCAAGAUCGUACAUUAUGAUUAAUCGCUGACUAAGGGGCGUGGAUAAAGUAUGGCGAUGAAUAAGAAUGCCGAAAUCGGCUCUACAGGAUCCGUCACUAUCCCACCAGAUGGAGACACAGAUGUAUCCGGGGGAUCGGGACAAAGGAGCAACUUGAAUAUCGUAGUUGAACGUCCUGCAUAUACGCAGACCCAUUUUGAUGAGGGUUUUGAAGCAACGGAAAAAUCAAAAGUUCAUCCAAUCAGAGCUUUGAGAGAUUCGGCAGUCAAUGCUGUAUCUUGUAAUGCAAAAUGUGCAAAGAAUUUUUUCUUAGGACUCUUUCCAUUUAUUGGAAUUAUGAGGACAUAUAACCUUAGAACAGAUCUGGUAGCUGACGUCAUAGCAGGUCUGACCGUAGGGAUCAUGCAUAUACCACAGGGAAUGGCGUAUGCAAUGUUAGCAUCAGUACCUCCAGUUGUAGGACUCUAUGUCUCAUUUUUCCCUGU
Owenia fusiformis is the source of this 617-nucleotide messenger RNA. The record is from the annotation of a GenBank genome assembly. Lineage: Eukaryota; Metazoa; Annelida; Polychaeta; Sabellida; Oweniidae.